This is a messenger RNA of Euleptes europaea (tarantolino), 258 nucleotides long. RefSeq names its product regenerating islet-derived protein 4-like. The coding region runs from base 1 to 258 and encodes 85 amino acids. The transcript is spliced from 4 exons. Lineage: Eukaryota; Metazoa; Chordata; Lepidosauria; Squamata; Sphaerodactylidae. The record is from RefSeq and is a predicted model, not a curated record.
AUGGGUGUGGGAGCAUCGUCCUGCCCUGGAGGAUGGAUGUUCUAUCAAGGCAGCUGCUACGGAUUUUUCCAAGACAAACUGUCCUGGGCUGAAGCAGAGAUCGAGUGCCAGAGUCAAGGCCGCAACGGCCACCUUGCUUCUAUUUGGAGCCGAGCUGAGGGAGCUGUGUUGGCCAGACACAUUAAGAUGUAUCGGCAAGAGUGUGUUCCUGUCUGGAUUGGACUGCAUGACCCCCAGAGGGUGGUUUCCAGCUCCUAA